Anguilla rostrata (American eel) is the source of this 3127-nucleotide messenger RNA. RefSeq names its product transmembrane protein 198-like. Gene Ontology annotation, cellular component: plasma membrane. The record is from RefSeq and is a predicted model, not a curated record. Bases 753 to 1781 code for a protein of 342 amino acids. NCBI's taxonomy places the organism in Eukaryota, Metazoa, Chordata, Actinopteri, Anguilliformes, Anguillidae. The transcript has 5 exons.
AGGCAUCUUCUGCGUGCGUUUGCUCCAAAAUCCCUCUUCGUCCGAGCCGGCACAGAUGGUCUCCUAUCCGUCUAUGAUGUCAAACAGUUUCAGCUGUUGCAGAAGAAAUAGCCCCGGAUAAAAAAAAGUUUCGAAUGUGAAUACGAGAAGGCAGUGGGAUAAGGAACCUCCCAGACUCCGGUCCGAACAAGGCAUCAUGUAGGGGAGGGGGAAAAGAGACAGAUUAAACCGCAAACAUUUUGAUUGUUCGUGAACUUUUUUACUUCUCUGACACACAAGCUACACACAUGUAAAAACGACAAUAACACAUUUGUAUUAUUUUAUUUUUGCUAAUCUACCAACUAGCCUAUAGUGCGUUCAGAUCAUAAAAUGAGAGCUGAUUGACGAUAGGCUACGUUAUAGUAAAAUACUGGCAGCACUUCUCCGAGCAUUUGCGCAAAAUGACCUGUGUUUUCAGAAGUGGACUGUUUUAAGAUGGGCCAAUGGACCAGUUUCUGAAGAUAAUCACCAGGCACGGCGGCCAAGCAUCUCUAAAAAUAAAAUAAUAAUAAAAAGUAGCAUAAUUGGUACGUAGCCCACUUUGCGACUUGCUAAAAGGAACAACUUCAUAAGUUUUAUAAAGGUUUUAUAAUUCAUCGCUGGAGACCAGCUACGUUGCCACCUAGUCAAGCCUGAUUGAGUACCAGGCGUGUUGCGAUGGCGGUGACCUCCCAGUAACCCCGCUUUCUGCGCGACCCGCCGUCUCUCCCAAAAUGAGUGACCCCUCUCAGCCGCCUCUGGAGGGGACGCCCCCUGGCGUGGCCGAGGUGGACACGUGCCGACUGGCGAUGGACAGGAAGUACGACGUCGUCCCCGCGCUCAUCUGCUCCACCUGCUGCUUGUUCGGAAUCGUCUAUUGCUUCUUUGGGUACCGCUGCUUCAAGGCGGUGAUGUUCCUGUCGGGGCUGAUGUUCGGCUCGGUGGUCAUCUUCCUGCUCUGCUACAAGGAGCGCAUCCUGGAUGUGCCGCUGAGCGUGGAGGCCAGCGCGGGCAUCGGGGUGGGCAUCGGGGCGCUGUGCGGCCUGGUCACCAUGCUGGUGCGCAGUGUGGGCCUCUUCCUGACCGGCCUGCAGCUGGGCCUGCUGCUCGCCAUCGCCGCCCUGCUGGCCGCCAGCCCGUACUACAGCCCGGGCACGGUGUGGGUGCCGCUGGGCACGCUGCUGGGCGCGGGCACCGUGUGCGCCGUCCUGGCGCUGCACUGGCAGCGCCUCUUCACCGUGCUCUCCACCGCCGCCUUCGGGGCGGCCGUCCUGACGGCGUGUGCCGACUACUUUGUGGAGACGCUGGCGCUGGGGGCGCACCUGUACGACCGGCUGCGGAUGACACCCACGGCGCCGCUCUGCUGGUACGGCUGGGUCAUCGCGGGUGUCUGGCCGGUGCUCGGCCUGAUGGGCGUCUUCAUACAGUGGAAGCUGACGGGGGAGGGGUACUCCCACACAGAGGUCAUUGUGAGCCGGCGGCAGAAGCGGGUGCAGCUGAUGAGGAUCCGCCAGAGGGACGCUAAGAAGCGGCAGCAAGCCGGCGGCCAGGAGGGAGUGUACCGCCGCAAGCCGACGCCCAUCAAGCGCUACGCGGGAGACGUGCUGGCGCCGAGUUACCUGCAAAGUCUGAGAGAUCGGCAGAUGGGCACAGGCACCUCUCUGAGCAGCCUGGGCACCGCCAACCACACCCUGAUCGACUUUGACUUUGAGACGGGCUCCACCGUGCCUCUCACGGCCACCACCCCCGUCAUCAGGGUCUGAAAGGGGAAUUUCGGUGCACUCACCAAACCCCCCCGCCGCCCAAAACUUCCGGAAACUCCUCUCAUUUCAUCCCUAGCUACGCUUAAGAACACAGGAAUACACAAUGACUAGAACAAGUCAUUCAGCCCACCUUAACGGCUCAUCAUUAUCACCUACAGGCUACAAGGUAGCCAACCAAGCCUGGACUUGCAGACACCUGCAGGGUCUUUGACCCGAAUACGUUCCUCACACCGAGCCAUCCUAUAGCCCCCCAGCCAAUCGGGACAGACCCACAGCGUGUGAUCACCCCCCCUCACCCUGGGGCAACGGGAAGACGCUGAGCUCAUUCCAAGGGGCCGAAGGGCUGGUGCGUUUCGAAGGAGGGGGGAGAAUUCCAAAAAUGCGGUGCUCUAGGAAGAGACACGGACAUACGCACAAAUGCCGCUUCCUGUUUGAGUCUGAUGUUUAAGGCGUGUAAAGUUAAACAUCCUGCACCUACACUAAGAGGGCAGAGGUGUAAAUGCUUCCUGUGUGUGAUCUGCUCUGCACGUGGGUAGUGAGGACCCAGAAAAUCAUUUUUGAAUCUGCCCUUCAUCUCAGCCCUGAUCCACUCCCUAGAUCCCUGAUCUGUGGAAUGCGUGCCCUGUUUCCCGUCAAUCAAAGCGGUUUACGGACGCAAAGCAGCAUAAAAAACCCACUUCCUUCUCUGCAGGCGAACGCGAGAAUUUGGUGCUUUUGGUGGAAUCGAGAGACCUGUGAUUGGCUCCUGUGCAGUUCAGAUGAGCCAGUAUUCAAGACGGUACAAUGAAGUAGGAGUACAAUGAAUAUGCAAAGACCUGACCACAUCGCACUUACAGGGACUUUGAACCGUUAGGAAGAUCCGUAAUCAUCUGAAUACUGAUGCUAUACUUUAGCACUGUGGUCAGGUUUGCAUCUGUUUUGUAGGAUCUAGUGCCUUUUUACAUGUAGUGCUAGGGCUCCAUGAAAAAGAUAAACGCUCAAUGGCUAACAAUGGUCAGUGUUAACUGACAGCUCAAUCUGAUUACACAUUAGAUGAAAGUUUUUGUUGUUCUUGAGAUGUGGGUACGAAUGUGUGUUAGGGAGGGGGGUUAUCUACAUAAAGACUAAUUUAAUGUGUUUAAAAAAUCUCACUGUUUCUGGAUCACAAAGACUAAUAUACAGUAAAGAAAGAAGACAAAGACAAAGACUAAUACCCAGCAGAGUAUUAUUUUGCCUGUGAAAUGAGUUAAGGUACAAUUGUUCAGUGUUUUUAUUGUUUUCUUUUAUAUACUGAAACUGGUAUGACUGAACAUAAAUGGCACUCUGAUAAUGUGUAUAGAUAAACUAUUAAAAGACAAAAAUUCAAA